AUGGCGGCUGGGUUAAGUGAAGAUGUCUUCCCUCCGCUAACGUUGCUGCUCAAGGUGAGAAAAGUUGCCGAUAAAUACUUUAAAGGAAACACUGGAACAUAUAUUUUUGUAGGACAGCCUUUAAUUUUAUUCACUGACAGGAGCCUGAUCGUGCAAGAUCAAAUUGCCCUACUACGAACAACUUAGAGGUGACACAGGUUUUCCGAAAAUACAAGCCUAGUAUGACCAUAAGAUUGGGAUACCAUUUAGAGAGUUGGGAAAUCUUACCCUCUUCUGUGUCGGACUAGGGGAGUCAGCGAACAAGACUUUUCUCUGCGACCUCGAUCGAGUCAACGUCUUUAAUUAAUACCUUCCACUUUCCGCUGAAUGUAAACCGACAGGUCGAUGAUUCUGUCUGUGGUUAAAAUUUUUCAAGUUUCCCAGCAUCCACGCUCCUGGAUGAGCUUUAAACAUUGGCACUUCGAGACAGUUUAUGGAUUCUUUUGCCCAAAAAGAAAAAAAUACAGAAAACUAUGAGACAAAGGAAAUGAGAGACUUAAAAGUUGAUUAUGAUUAGAAAGGCCCUUAUAUUUUCCAGAUAUCGUUCCCCGCUAGUACUUAUUUGUUCAUUCUGUUCAAUGACUCAUUCUAGGCUCAGUCAAAAGAAUUUGUGCGCACCCUUUUCCACGAAGCUUUUAGUUACAGAAGUGAUGCAGGUCAGUGUCCUUUAAAAGGUUUUUUUUGUUUGUUUUCAGUGCACAAUUUAUUUUAGGUUGCUAGCGUUUCGUAUUUUUUCUAAACAACACAUUUAUGAAGAUGUCAUAAGGUCCACCGAUUGUCUAAAAUCACAGCCUAAGUUAAGCUUUUCUGGAUUAACCCUUAAAUUUCAAUCUUAGGACUGAACAAUGAUAAGUAUCUCCUCGGAAUUAACAAUUUGAUGUUAUCAAUCAAGAUGAAUAUGCUAACUUAAAAGAAAUAUUAAUAUAUUUUUUUCUUUUUCCUCUUAGUCUCAGUAUCUGUUCUCAAAAAUGUAGCAGCUUCCUUAGAUGCAGGACUUGAUGAGGCAAGAUUGGUAUGAGAAUGAACACCUCACUCAUUUGUUAGGGGCACAUUACUACAGCCUAAGAUCAUGCUUUAGUAGGAAAAGUUUAACCAGGCUUGGUUACAUCAUGUUGUAGAGUGCCAGACUGUCAUGUGGGAGGUUGAUGGUUCAAGCCCCAGACCAGACCAACACUCAGGGUCUUAAAAUAACUGAGGAGGAUGUGCUGCAUUUGCUAUGAAAUCUGCAAUUGGCUAGGCAUUCUGAUCGUCUUGGAUGAGGAAAGUAAACUGUCUCCUGCAUCUUCUCUGUACUGUUUAGCAAGGGAUGAACCCAUACAUUUCUCACACAGAGUUGGGAAUGUAGCUUGUAGUGUUGUAGUCUGGCCUUGUUAUUGUUUAUUUGGUUCCCCAUAUAAACCAGUUUUAAAAAUGAAUUGGGCCAGAUUGUCUAAAUAUCACAAGUAAAUAAAUUUUAGAAAUCAAAUUAUUUCUGAUUUAUUGAUUCAUUAAUUACUUUGUAAGACAGAAACUGUUUCAUUUGAUUGUAAUGUAUUGUUUUAGUUAAUGGAGAGCCUUGUGGCAGUGGUCCGUGCAGCAUUGUUUGAAUGCCUUACAGACCCAAAAGCAGUAUAUGAUUUGUUUCCAGGUAUGUAAACACUAAAAUAUUUAUAACAUAUUUUAAAUUAGGAUAUUUGUACUACCCUUUCAUUUCUGCCCAGCAAUCAAAGGUCUUUGGGUUAAUUUCAAGAUACUGAACAUCUAUGUUAAGCAAGGUACAAUGGAAAAUGCUGAGUCCCUAGAGAGGAUUGGAACCUCAGACUUGCUGAUUUUGCAUCAGUUAGCAACCUGAGAUUUUACACAGCGCAACUUGGCUCAAGGGGGUUUUUUGAGUAGCCACUGAUUGUGGGAUUUGUUAAAAACCUUGAAACCUUAGUGGUACUUAUUUUGGGGAUGAAAACUCAAGGAUUUUACAAUUGAUAUGCAAUUGGUUACAGCUAUGUCACCUCUAUGAACUAAAGAUACUUUUGGUAAUACUUUUUUAGAGAACUUUCACAAGAAUCUUAGAGAACUUAUUUCCAAGAUUAUUGCUGAAAAUAUGUGAGUGUUCAACUUUUUAAUACAAUCUAAUUAACUGUUACGUAUGAGACUCUGAAACUGUUACAUGAACCCCAAUUAUCUAUGUUAGUGAACCACUGAAAAACAAGCAUGAGGUGUUCUUUAGGGAUGAAGAAAGAUGAAAAAGUGAUGGUUGUGAGGAGAAAGCAAGGAAAAAUUUCCCCAGUGAACUAUUGAGAUAGAAAUAUUCCUACGCAUUAUUGAUGGGCUUUGCCGCCGAACUUUACCCUAAGUAGACAAUCUUCUAGCCAGAAGGAAUCCGUCAAAUAUUUUCAGUCAUGCAUUCAAGUUUUUGGUGAUUUUGCUGUUUUUAUUUGUCAGGCCCCUGUGGAGGACAAAUGCCAUUAACGAGCAAGGUAGAGUGAUAUUAGUAAAAACUGUUAACGCAGACCUGUUUUGUUUUGCGUUUAUCCAAAAUUCCGAUUCGGUUAUUAAAAAGUUUUAUUUACUGGAGGCACAUCUGACAAGAUAAAAGAAGAGAACUUUUGUUUCCAAACACGAAACAGUGUAAUUCCAAAACGGAGGAUUUUUAAAACUUGUUCAACAACUUAUAUUAAAAAUGAAGACUUGCCCGUCGCGGUUGCCUUCACUCGCCCGAAAAUACGAAAAAAGAGGAAAAACAUGACGCUUCUGCAGGCUGAACAGUAGACUACGUUUAUAUACAACAAUCGAAAUGCCGAAGGUUUCUGUGCGUGUAUAAACUAAGAGAGAUGAUGAAGUUUUGAGCUUGUUCGUUGUGGUUAUCAGUGUUUGGUCAUUUUGUGUUUCAAGCUAAAAAUGACGCUCUAAGUUUGGGUGGAAGGCUGUUCUCCCUCCCCCCGCCCAGUGUUUGACUGACUUACUGUGUUUUUUUUUGUGUUUUUAACAGUUUCAUUGCCAAAGCUGAUUGACUUUGAUUGGAGAGUGGAUGUCAAAACGUCUUCGAACGUCAUCAGCAGAAUGUCUAUGCCGACGUGUAUUAUGCAGCUACAGGUUUGUUUUAAGAAAACCGAGUUUACCAUUCUAUUCUUGGAACUAUAAAUUCUUGUUCAGCUUUCAAAUUUCUUUGAAUUAUUUCAGUCUCUUGGGUCGAUGCGAUUGUUACAGGUAUUUCUAGAUAAAAUCGAGUUUAUUGAAAACAACAGUAUUACACUGACUUGUCUUUGUCAAAAUAUAAAGAAGGUAAGAAAGAUGUUUUUUCGUCUUGUCACGAGCGUGGGACAAAGAAAAAAUUCUGAGUCCCCAUGAGGAAUCGAACCUCAGACCUUCGGAUGUGAGCUACGUGAGUGAAGUCUAUUACGAAGUUCAUAUGACACGCGUCCUGCAUACUGCUAGGAUCAGCAAUGUCGAUAGCGUCAUGUUUUUUGGAUAGAAAUAAUUUUUUCUUUGUCCCACGCUCGUGACAAGACGAAAAAACAUCUUCUUAAUUCUUCACCGAUCUGAAAACUUACCAUCUCUACUAUUUCUAUAAAGAAGGUAUUUAUCGUACACGUUAGUAUCGAUUUCGCAGAAGGAUGCUUCAUCAACAAGUUAACAGAGAAUCUUAGGAAAGUUGUUAUUAAUUUUGUUAUUAAUUCCUCUGCUCUUUGUGAUAUGGUGUUCGGCGAGCCAACCAAUAAACCGCUGCCCCUGUCAAGUUUCUUACAGCAACUGACACUUUCCAUUCGUACAGGAUACAUCCACACUUUUGAGUGACCAUUUCUGUUUUAUUUGAAGGUUCAAGAAAAUGCCACAGAACAGAAUUCAAUGCCGUCAGUGCGGCGUCUUAAUGUGGAACUGACUAAGGAGAAACUUGACACCAUGUUGGAUGGACUUGGGAAAAUACGAGAUCAACUCUCCUCGGUUUCAAAAUAA
Pocillopora meandrina is the source of this 3969-nucleotide messenger RNA. The record is from the annotation of a GenBank genome assembly. NCBI's taxonomy places the organism in Eukaryota, Metazoa, Cnidaria, Anthozoa, Scleractinia, Pocilloporidae.